AUGGCGGAGUUUGUGCUGCCGCAAUCGAUAUUUAAGUACGCGGUAGGACCGAUGCUUGGCAAAGCGAUGGAUGUUCUUAAGCCAAUGGCCGAACAAGUGAAACCAGUUUUCACGGCACCGAUUUCUCCAGAAGACGGAGCAACGCAGGAAGCUAUCGCCGCAGCCUCGGCGUUGGCCAAGAUCGUGCAGCAGGGAUUGGCGAGAAUGAAAAAUGAUCUUCGGGAAAUCAAGAACAUGGUCCGCGAGGAGCUCUCGAUCCAGGCCUACACGACCGACGUGCUCCAACCCCUCUUCCAUCUGCAGCAACGGAUGCUUUACCUCAACGAGUCCCAGGACAUUGCCGAGCGCCGGGCACUCGACGAGAAUUUUCGAAAGUUGUGUGUCAGGCGUUUUGACAGGAUUGUACAGCAAUUCGAGAAUCACAUCUGGAGGUCGUGCCGGACACCCAAGGACUUUUAUAAGCGCAAGAAGCGGUCGUCAGACCCGGCUUAUCCACCAUCCAACGGGACCCACAUUCGGAUGCGCCGGGAUGAUGAAGACCCGAUCCUGUUCAGCUCGACGCCACAAUGCGUAACCAUGACCGUGCUCCAAACCCGCGACUUCUCACAGAGAGCUCUCAACGUUUGGCUGGACUCGCUUAGAUCGACGACCGCUUCAAUUUUGAGCGUGGCUACCGUAUGCAUCCCGCACAUUGUCGUGGACCAGGAGCUGAUAGGCACGUACCUCAAGCGGCUGCAGGACAAGUUGCAGGUCAUGUUGCAGGGCGUUGAUGAGAUGCUGGACUUGGUGCUUGCCAAAAUGGAUGCCUAUGACAAGGAUAUCUUCCACCGCCGAAUGCGCGCCUACACCGAGUUGGACACCGCCGAGCAGUGGCUGAUGACGCUGAAGCACCAGUUUGACGAUCUUGGGCGGGCCGGCAUCGACACCGCCUACAUCGUGGCAGUCAGCGGGCGCUCAAAUCAUAGCGGCUACUACGCUAGCCAACAGCGGGAUCUGCCUCUACAAGGGGUGUCCACAGGGUGCAAGAGCUUUGUCUGGCGCAGCCCGACGAAUCGGUGGUCGCACGAAUGGGACACGUUGGUCCAGACGGAAGUGGAAAAAUUGAGGACCGCGCUUGAGAAAAACAAGGACAUAGCGCACAAGGAUGUGGAAGCUAUUCUCACCGGCGAGCUGCUUAGAACCUUCCCCAACUUUAUCCUGUCCUGGGCGCCAAGGGAUUCGCCGCAACCCCUCGCGGUGAUGGAGGCCGGGCAGGAAGUGCUCGGCAGCUACGACAUCUCCACACACCAAUACCUAUUUGACACCCAGGACGCGUCGAUCAUCUACAGUCUGCUUCUUCUUCACCCUUACCCGCCAAAA
Messenger RNA from Mesorhabditis spiculigera, 1359 nucleotides. NCBI's taxonomy places the organism in Eukaryota, Metazoa, Nematoda, Chromadorea, Rhabditida, Rhabditidae. The record is from the annotation of a GenBank genome assembly.